Molecule: messenger RNA, 1888 nt
Organism: Cottoperca gobio
Lineage: Eukaryota; Metazoa; Chordata; Actinopteri; Perciformes; Bovichtidae
Gene: c15h3orf80
Product: chromosome 15 C3orf80 homolog
Exons: 1
Coding region: 38-697 (219 amino acids)
Source: RefSeq, a predicted model, not a curated record
CGCAACACGCGCACUUUCCAUCCCGGAAGAUCCAGAAAUGAUGCCACGUAUGCCGGGUGGCGGCAGGACAACGUGCGGCACCACUGGCACUUUUUUGUCGGCAUGUCUGGUCUCCGCUUGUCAAGCCCUCCGGACCUGCGGGGAGGUCCAGUGCGGCGAUGGCCACCAGUGCUGUCCACCCAUCGCCACCGGAAACGGCAGUGCCAGCUCUGCGGUGCGCUGCUGCAAGCUCCCCAUCCACAUAUUCUUCGACAAUGUAGGCUGGUUUACGCGGAAGCUGUCGGGCAUCCUGAUCCUGUUGCUGCUUUUUGCCAUGGGCUACUUCAUCCAGCGGAUCAUCUGCCCGCGGCCCCGCCGGCACCCGCACAAUGAGCGCAGCGAGGAGCCCUCCCUCUUUCACGGGCACACAUCGGCAUCCCAGGACUCCCUGCUGGACCGGUACCCCGAGUAUAGCCUCGGGGACUUCGCCUCACCGAAUCUGCCGGCAUACGACGAGGUCAAAUAUUUACCCACGUAUGAAGAAAGCAUGCAGGAGAUGCACAGAGACCGGUCCGAUGAUAACUUGCUGUCGGAAAACGAGAGUGACGGUCAGGACAGGGUGAGAGCGGCGGGACCGAGAGCUGCAGACCAGAGACGGGAUGUCCUGGAGGUGUCAGGACCGCAACACAGCCCAAGGACAUCCCGGAACUCUGUCUGAGAUCAGGCAAAGCUACAGAGACAAUAUAGCGUUCUUAUUUUAAUAUCAUCAGGGUAAUUAUCUUGCAGAGAUAUAAACUCAAGUGCAAUUAUAAUCCUGAUUGUUAAGAAUAAAGGAGGAGGCUGAGAAAAUGUACGUGUUUUGUAAAAUUAUAGCGGAUUACUCGCCUUUUGUAUGCAAAUGACCGCUUGGGUUAAGUAAAAGGAGAUUAUGAAGAAAGCGAAGGCGGCUGAAAUUGACGGUCUUUGUGACAGGGACAGCUAAUUUGGCUCCGGGAAAAUCGCAUUAAGUUUUACUUCAGCACCUCAAUUUUAAGUGGCACCGUGAGACAGUUUUUCUUCAGUCAAAUUCUCCUCCUUUCUUAGUCUUAAUGCUAAAUAUUCUGCUGGACCCGAAAGACCUGCUUUUCUUUUCUUUAUUCUUUAUUGAAUUUGCAUACAAAAGGAAGAAUAUUUAGAUUUUUAUUUCAGUAACCUGGAAUGUAGUCUGAAAAAGGCAAUGAUGGGAUGAAUAUCAAUUUUAAUACUUUCUGCAGCACACAUCUUCUCUUAUCAGGCAGCUUUAGAUUCAUUUCAUUUAUAUUUUAUCAGCAUGAGAGCAAUACUUUCCUUAAACUGACUCACACCAAUGCACAUUCACACAUUUCAGAGGGGGCUGACUGAUGAGUAUUUUAUCAGUGACCUGAGCCAUCUUAUGUGCCUACUGUGAAAGCUGAAGUCACAGCAGAGAAGUGCAAUUUUUAAAAGUGCUCUGAUCCUGGGAGCCUUGCUGCCCGAGGCUUCAUGUAUCAGUGUCUCACAGGUUCUGAAUUCAGUAAAGCAUACUAAUAUGGUGUAAGCUUCUAAGAUACAAAGUUGUGUUUUGAUGAUAGCAUGCCAGACAAGAUUACAAAUGCUGCCCCAAGCAGAACAAACAUUAUACAUUUCAGACCAAGCUUGAAAAGACAAAAGGACAUCUAACAGAAACAGGAGGCGGUUAUUAUUUUUGUUCUGGCAUCGUGGUGUGAGAAUACCUUCAGAUCUACUUGUAUAUUGACCUCAAGUGUGUAACUGUUCCCUGCUAAUUUGUCCAGUGAGACAAAACGUUUGUUUCUGCUGCUGGAAAUCAAAACCCAAGCUGACACCACACCAUAUGUUUACCUGGAUUAAAGCUAAAGGUGUAUUUAACUGUCCAUUAAAAUGCCUCAUUGUG